AUCAUACUCGAGCUUGAAGAGGGGGGGCCAGGGAUAUCGCAGCAGUCGGAGCCAGACAUCGAGACGAGGGAAGAAUUAGUGGAAAACGCACCCGCUUCACCAAUCGCUUUCCCUGGUAGCGAUACUCUUAUCCGGGAAGCGUUCAUGAAAAAAGGAGCAUCUCAGGAGGCCGCUGAAAUGAUGUUAAAUUCCCUGUCACCAAAGACUAUACAACAAUAUAGCAAACCCAUCAAACUUUGGUGGGAAUUCUGCCAAAGAAAUAAUCUCGACAUUUUUUGCGACUCAACUCCAGCUGCCUUACAAUUCUUCACUGAGACUGCGAGAACCACUCGCUCAUAUAGUACGCUGAACGUUUACCGAUCAGCAGUAUCUCUGCUAAUGGACAAUAAAAUCGGCAAAGAUCCCAGCAUCACUAGAUUUUUUAAAGGCGUACACACGACCAAACCAUCACAGUCUAGGUACGAUGCGACCUGGGACCCUCAACUUGUUCUUCAAUAUUUGUCAACCUUGUAUCCAAACGAUACCUUAACCUUGGAAAAGUUGACCAUGAAGUUAACGACUCUUCUAUCUCUCAUCACGGCUCAAAGAAUCCAAACAUUGAAGGCGAUCCGUUUAGAAAAUAUUAAUCUAGAGAGAGAACCUAUCCAAAUCAAAAUUACAGACCGACUGAAGACAACAGGCAGAACGAGAUACCAACCGCUCCUUGAAAUACCCUCGUUUGAAAAUCAACCGGAAUUGUGUGCAGCAGGAGUACUUCGCACUUAUAUACAAAAAACGGAAAAAAUAAGAAAAGGCGACAAAACCAAGGGUUACCUCUUGCUCACAUAUAAAAAACCCCACCAGGCCGCGACAACAGCAAGCAUAAGUCGAUGGAUCAAAGAUACACUCAAUAAGAGUGGUAUCAAUACCGACAUCUUCACAGCCUACAGCACUAGGCACGCAUCGACAUCAGCCGCAGCAAGACGUGGGAUUAAUAUUGAAAUUAUAAGGAAAGCAGCGGGAUGGACCGCUAAUUCUUCAGUAUUUGGAAGAUUUUACAAUCGUCCGUUAAUACAGUCAGAAUCGUUCGCAGCAGCCGUCAUUCAAAACUGAAAAAUUAUAUUACCCUUGAAUUUUUUAUUUUUCUAUUCCUAAUGUCUUAUUUCUCUCAAGCACUAUAAGUUUUUCUUCCAAUAAACUAAACUUUUGUUCAUCACUCGUUGAAUGAUAUUGUUGCUAUAAUAAAUAUAAUAACACAAAAUCGCUCCACGCUUUAAACAUCUACGUAUUUGAUCUAGAAGGACGAGG
Leptopilina boulardi is the source of this 1287-nucleotide messenger RNA. RefSeq lists its product as uncharacterized. Gene Ontology annotation, molecular function: DNA binding. Lineage: Eukaryota; Metazoa; Arthropoda; Insecta; Hymenoptera; Figitidae. The record is from RefSeq and is a predicted model, not a curated record. The transcript is spliced from 2 exons. Gene Ontology annotation, biological process: DNA recombination; DNA integration. The coding region runs from base 145 to 1092 and encodes 315 amino acids.